Messenger RNA from Populus nigra (black poplar), 6605 nucleotides. Its product is annotated as protein TRAUCO-like. The transcript has 5 exons. NCBI's taxonomy places the organism in Eukaryota, Viridiplantae, Streptophyta, Magnoliopsida, Malpighiales, Salicaceae. Bases 16 to 1527 code for a protein of 503 amino acids. Gene Ontology annotation, cellular component: Set1C/COMPASS complex. The record is from RefSeq and is a predicted model, not a curated record. Gene Ontology annotation, molecular function: transcription cis-regulatory region binding; protein binding.
UCGAAUUUUAAAACUAUGAAAUGGUUAUGUGGUUUGAAAUUCUUGUCUUUACCUUCUCCCUCCGUCCGCAAGCGCUCAAAAACUCUUCUCGCUCCUCUGCUAAUCCACAGUCCAAACCUCCCUGACCUCAUGGAUUCCCUUCAAGCCACCUACGAAGACGAAGACGAAGAAGAAGACGAAGAACAACAACAAACCAACAACAGCGCCACCCACCACAACCCUUCUCCUCCUCCCACCAUCAGUCCCAUUGACCUCGAGGAACGCCAAAACGGCACAGACCCACCUCAAAACGACGCUGAAACAACUCCAAUUGACAACACAACUUCCAACCAACAACCUCAACGAGAGGACCCCUUUACACCAGCCUCCGAAUACCUCUCCGAAUCAGACCACCCGACAACCUCAAACGACAACGAGAAGCCCACGACCAAAUCUCCCAAAAUUGAAGACACCGAAAUCGAAGACAUUGAAGACGAUGGAGAUGAAGAAGACCCACCUCCUAAAAAACAAAAACAACUCUCCUCUUUAACACAAAACCAAGAACCACCAGAACCUACGACAAUAGCAGAAAUCUUAAACAACGACAACAACAAUGGAGCCAACGAAUUCAAGAAACCAACCAAAAUCACCCCAACAACAACAAAAAAGAAGUCGAAGAAAAAGAACAACAAUAAUGUCUGGGUCACAAGAUCCACACGCAAAGGCAAGAAAAAAACAAAACAAAACCCACAAAACACACCAUCAGAAGACACUGUUUUGAUAUCUCCAAUCCCAAGAUUCCCUGACAAAAGCGACGACACCCCGGCCUUAAAAAUCUGCCUGUCUAAAGUAUAUAAAGCAGAGAAAGCCGAAUUGAGCGAAGAUAGGAUGAGUGCAGGUAGUACUAAAGGGUAUAGAAUGGUGAGAGCUACAAGAGGGGUAUGUGAAGGAGCUUGGUAUUUUGAAAUUAAAGUGGUUAGUUUAGGAGAAACCGGCCACACACGACUUGGGUGGUCUACGGAGAAAGGGGAUUUGCAGGCGCCGGUUGGGUAUGAUGGGAAUAGUUUUGGGUACAGAGAUAUUGAUGGGAGUAAAGUGCACAAGGCAUUGAGGGAGAAGUAUGGCGAGGAAGGUUAUAAGGAAGGGGAUGUUGUUGGGUUUUAUAUUAACUUGCCGGAGGGGCAGUUGUAUACUCCUAAACCUGCUCAUUUGGUUUGGUAUAAAGGACAGAGGUAUGUUUGUGCUCCUGAUGCCAAGGAAGAUCCUCCCAAGAUUGUUCCUGGAAGUGAGAUAUCUUUCUUCAAAAAUGGAGUCUGUCAAGGUGUUGCUUUUAAGGAUUUAUUUGGUGGUCGUUACUACCCUGCUGCUUCAAUGUACACUCUCCCCAAUCAGCCAAAUUGUGUGGUGAAGUUCAACUUUGGCCCCGACUUUGAAUUCUUUCCAGAGGAUUUUGGAGGACGUCCAGUUCCCAAACCCAUGAUUGAUGUUCCUUACCAUGGGUUUGAUAAUCGUUCUGAAAAUGGUGUCACCGAGGAGAAGAAACAUUAGCCUGUAACUUCCUAACCAUCUGUGGAGUUGGGAGGUUGAUUUGAGUUUAGCAUUUUCUUUAUAAUUUUUUUAACUGAUAUAUUAGGACUGACAAGUGAACUGACUCACUUUCUGUAACUCAACUUUUUUAUGGAAGAUAAAGGGAAAAAAAGAAGAGAGAGAUGAUAUUUGCUUGUGAGAUGCAAUUAUAUUUCAUGAGCACGAUUGCACCUUAAUUGUUUCUUGGUAAUGGAUUUCUGGUUUUUGUUAAUGAGAAAUAUUAUUAGGGUAGAAUAGUUUAUCUGAACUGAUUUGCACGUUUUGCAGUGAAUAUUUGAUACCUUUACCGAAUUCCUAUUUACAAGCUAGAUGUUUCAGAAACCAUGGCUUAAGGCUUAUGCAUCAUACAAGUUUCUAUUUAGCGUGCUGUUCCCAAGUCACUGUGGUUUCAGUAAGUUCCUUUGUCGUAGUUGGAAGAUGGUGAGCAUGUUUCAACUUUGUUCUUUGCCAGAGAUGGGCAGUUUAGAUUGUCAGUCUUUUUAGUUGAUUAUAUGUAUAUAUAAAAAAAAAAACUGAAAGGUUUGGUGAAUUCACCGUGCAUCCAGAGACAUUUAUACUGUGGCUCGCACAGUAGACUCAAUUUAUCUCUGAUUUCAUUUUUGUUGUGUUUCUUUGUGAUGUUGGGGGGUUGCAUGUCACCUCUCUCUUUUGCGUAUUUCACUGGUGGCUGAUUGUAGUCGUUGGGGGAGAACCUUUGUUGGGUAUGGACCUGCAGCUAGGCACGUUCGCCCCAGAUUUUCUGGGUUAGUUUCCAAGGUUUUGAUCUCAUUUUGAUGCGCUUUUUCAGAGGGUUCUUGACUGUUCUCGAUUUUGUUUGAGGAGGCUAGCCUUGCUCCUGCAAAUGCGGCUCCCAUAACGUUUAAACUGGCAUGAUUUUGGGUGUCUUUUCUUUCAACUUGUAUGGGUUCUAAUGGUGCUGCAUUAAAUGCAGUACCACUUGCACAGGUUUGAUUUUUGUUAUCGUGGGAGCAGUUCAGUUGGUUUGUGAUUAGUUGGGGAUUUUGGUUGAGUUCUGGUAUCAUACAGUCUAUUUUGUUCUAUCAGCUAAUGGGGUUACUGGUUUAGGGGCUUGCUUAAAUCAAUCUUAGUUUGGUUGGGUUUCGACUGUAUGGGUUGUGGCAACCAGUCUGAUCUGAUUUCUUUUGGUUUUGGGCUGUCCUUUUUUUCAGUUGUUACUGCUUUUUUCCUGUCAGAUCACCUUACUUAUUCCUGCCAUGUUUUUUAGCACCUGGAUGAAUUGGGUUGAUAUUUUUUUUAACCUUCUCGCUUGCUAGGUGUUAGCUCUCUCAAUUUCUAUAAAAGAGCCUCAUGGGGGCCAUUUGAAUCGUGUUUUACUUCCUGCUUGCGUUCCAAAGGCUGAGCUCCGCUCCCUCCCUGUGGCUUUUUUUCUUCGCACAGCUGCUAAGAAGAUUUAGGUAAUAAAAUUAUCUGGAUUUUCUUUGAUUCACAUGUCAUAUAUGUCUAUCCUCAAUUCUGAAGUAUUUUGGUUUCAAACUUCUGAAAAAAAGGUUAAGACUUUUCUUUGAUUUUCCUCUGUAGAAGAAUCUGUGUUCAAAUUUUAACUUUCAUGUCAUUUUUUGUACGCCCAACUUCCCAUGAUCUCAAGAAGUGAAUAUUUGAAUAGAUUAGUAUUCCAGAGAAGAAGUAAUGGAGGAAAGGGUACCUUCCCCAAGAUUCAAUUACACAAUUUUCCAGUUGGAUCUGAAAUCUUUGAGAUAGUAGUGAAGUUCUGCUAUGGAUGGAAGGUUGAUCUAACAGCAUCCAACAUUGCUCCUGUACACUGUGCUGCACAUUUCUUGGAAAUGAGCAAUUAUCUUGAACAAGGAAAUCUAAUUUCCAAAACGGAGGCUUUUCUAAGUUUUGUAUUGUUAUGAGCAUGGGAAGACAUUUUGGAUUUUGAAAAGCUGUGAAUCCAUCUCUUUGCGGGCUAAAAAGUUACAAUUCGUGAAAUGAUGCUCUGAUGCCAUUGCCUGGAAUGCCUGCAUAGACCCCAAAUUAUUUAGUGGCUGAAACUUGAAGUGGUGAAUAUUCCACCCCAACUCUCAUCUUUCUGCGGACUACAAACCUGUAUAUACAUGUCUAACUGUGGAUCUCUAAAGUUGGAUCACCACAGCUUUGUUUUCCUUCGACACAGUAUGGCUAACAUGGGAAGUAGAAGUCGUGACAGUGGAAAUGCUAUUCUAUCUAGUAGAAAGCAUAACAAGUGUGUUUUUCUUCCAGCUGAUGGGAAUAUGGUUGCCGAAUCACUUGAAAGAUGAAAUCAGAACUGUCUUCAGGACCAUUCAGAUGAAAGUUGCAAAUGAUUUGAUCAUACAAGUUGGAGAUUCCAGCUUUCAGUUGCAUAAAGUACAAUGACCAUGCUUUCAAUAUCCAAACGGACCUAAUUAAUCUAUCCGAUUUCGCUUUAUGUACUAUAAAAGUGAAUCACUCCAGUCUUGGGAGAAAUCUAUUUGAAUAUCUGCAUUGAAUUUGUGUCUAACUAUUUCUUGAGCUGCUGCAAGUUUAAUCCUGAGGUUAGACCAUAUUCCUUCACUAUAAAUCAUGAAAACAAGCUUACCAAUACAUGGUAGAGUCAGACAAGAAAGAAUCUUAUAGCUGCUAACUAGUACAGCUACUAAGAAGAUUUAGGUAACAAAAUUAUCUGGAUUAUGAUGCUUCAUUGAUUCACAUGUCAUACAUGUCUAUCCCCAAUUCUGAAGUAUUUUGGUUUCAAACUUCUAAGAAAAGGGUUAAGAUCGAGUUUUCUUUGCUUUUUCUCUGUAGAAGAAUCUGUGUUCGGAUUUUAGCUUUCAUGUCAUUUUUUGUACACAGCUUCCCCAUGCUCUCAAGAAGUGAAUAUUUGGAUAAAUUAGUAUUCCAGAGAAGAAGCAAUGAAGGAAAGGGUACCCUCCCAAAACUCAAUUAAACAAUUUUCUAGGUGGAUCCAAAAUCUUUGAGAUAGUAGUGAAGUUCUGCUAUUGAUGGAAGGUUGAUCUAUCCAACAUUGCUCUAAUACACUGUGCUGCACAUUUCUUGGAAAUGAGUGAUGAUCUUGAACAAGGAAUCUAGUUUCCAGGACAGAGACUUUUCUAAGUUUUGUAUUAUUAUCAACAUGGAAAGACAGAUUUUGAAAAGCUGUGAAUCGAUCUCUUUGUGGGCCAAAAAGUUACAAAUCCUGAAACAAUGCUCUGAUGCCAUUGCUCCGAAUUCCUGCAUAGACCCCGAAUUAUUUACUUCCAGCAGGAUGAUGCACUUGAAUGUUCUAGCAAAUGAUGCUGAAAACUUGAAACUCCAAGGUGUAGCGGAGAAUUGGUGGAUUGAAGACGUUUCAUGCCUUUGAAUAGAUCUUUUUUGUUGAGGCUACUGAACUUACAACAGAAACUUUGAUCAGGGUACAUCCCGAGGAGGAAAAUUCAGUUUCUGGCAGCAUGCUGCUUCCCCUUCUCAAGUUGGGAAUAAUUAUGAGAAUUAAAUCUGAACUACCGAAUAAACUAGAAAAAAGACUAGCUCUUAAAUUGGAGAAUUAAUUUUGGAAAUUUUUUUCUUGCAAAUAGAGAAGACAUUACAAAUGCUUGCACAUUUAUUUUUUCUGACAAAAAAGUUUUGGUCUGAACGGCAGUGAGGCGCUGCCAGCUAACUAGUUGAUAUCUGUUUCUAGUUAGACAACUAAAGUGUUGGGUCCUUUAGAUUGCUGUCCAACUGUCCUCUGGUAGUUCUUGCCUGCUGUUUCUUGGCCAAAUAUUUUAAUAAUAAACUUGUUAUUCCCCUUGGGGUUCAUCAUGAUUGGUUCAGUCUACGACGUGCAAAACCAGACCUUUGCAAGUUUUAGAAUGUGACUAGUCAUUUUGAUCAGACAGGAGAGUACCAGACUUGAUUAGAAUCUGUGGAUGCUUUCUUUAAUUUGCUGCACGAAGUCAACAACGAGGGCAUGAGCACAUAUUGUGGUGUCGUGUGAUUUUCAGUAGUGUAUAAAGUCAAAUUGAUUCACUUGGCGUUGAAUUGCGUCAUUACUCAAUUGUGCUUUUGCCUGAAUGAAUUUCAGGCACACCUAGACCUUGAGAAAAGCGGUAUUUUAGAAUGGACAACGGCAAUGAUCAUCACCAUGGAAAUCUUGAUUAACAGGAGCUAAACAUUGGCUAAUUAGUAGCUUCUUUUGGAUACAAUGGGCGGCCAGGUGCUGCUUAGUACAAUUAUGCUGUUGUUACAGGUUGUAAUUAUAUAUAUUAUUUUGAAGUGUGUAGAUAGAUAAAUGGACUGACUGAUGCAUGUUACUCUUGAUUUUACCUUUGAAUGGUUUGUGUAACAUGAAAGGUUCAGGUUCAAAGAUGGUGACAGCUACAACUAGUAAAUGGCAAUAUGCACAAUCAUACUUUACGUGAGUAAGCAUUAUUUUUACUCUAUUCUGUGCAUUAUUUUUGUGUAGGGAAUUUUCACCUAGAAAGAAAAAUGAUACUGUUUGAUUUCGCAGUUCGGACUACAUACUGGAAAUUAGGCUCAUGAUUACAGCCGGCAACCUUCUCGUGAGAAUUCAACUUUAAUCUUUCAUGUGGGCACAUUCAACAGCAUGGGAAAAGGCAGGCUGGGUUUGAGCACUGCGGCCGUGUGUGUGAAAUGUCAGCCUAGUAGGGAACUGGAGAGCUGAGACCCUCUUGCGAAGACAAAGAAUGAGCAGUUUGGUUCCUUAUUGAAGGAAAGGGUGAAUAAGAAGUCUUCAUGAAAGACGGUCUCUUCUUCAGUUGUUUUAGAGUUCUCUCGGCACAAAGUUUCCGAAACACGGGGAGAAUUCUCUCCUUGAACUUGAGAACGGCAAAGAAGAGGAGUCUGAAAGCUAUGAGAAUGAGCACAACAGCAGCUAGGUCCCACCAUUUUGAAUGAUCAAGACUAAUACCAAGCACGGUUGUGAGAACUUCUUCUCCUUUCAGUUUUGGACCACCAGGUACUAAAGGAUCAAACUCCAGCCCAAUCAUGUCGUUUUUGUAUGCUCCCUGCGUUUCCCAUUGUAGGAAUGGUAAAUAUCAAGAGUUAAAUAGAAAAAAUAAAAUAAAAUUCAAUCUUGCGUA